UAUUUCUAUUGUCACGACUGUCAUCGCGCUCGUGUUAGUAACCGUGCACAGGCGAAUGACCAUCGAAUAAAAUGUUCGCAUCAUCGCGGAAAAUGCAAACAAGAAUGAUGAUUUAUUAUUAGUGAUGCUGUUGCUUCUGUAUUUCGGUACAACCGGCGAAGUGACAUAGCCCAAACAUGGCUACUGUUAAAGUAACUGAACAGAAAGUCAUUCUGUGCGGGGAAUACGGUGUUGGGAAGACUUCUAUAUUUAGGCGUUUCGCGAACAAUAGUUUUACAGCGAGCAACGAUCGAAAAUCGACACUCGGUCUCGAUAAUAUUGACAAAGAAUACGUCGUUGAAGACAGACGAAUACGAUUACAAUUAUGGGACACUGGUGGUAUGGAAAGAGUUGCAUCGGUAACAUCAAGUUACUACAAAUUUGCAGAAGCUGCUAUUUUAGUUUUUGCAUUAGACAAUUCAACAUCCUUUCACCUUUUAUCCCAGCAUUUACUUGAUAUUGUCACAUAUGCUGAAAAUGCAAAAAUAUUUCUUUGUGGAAAUAAAAGUGAUUUGGAAAGCACAGCUCCACAAGUAACAGAUGCAGAAAUGGAACAAUUCUGUGAACAAUGUCACAAUUUAAUUUCUGGCAUAUACAAGACAUCAUGUAAAACUGGGGAGGGAGUACAUGAAAUGUUUGAAGAUAUAGCACAACAUUUGGUUGAAGCUAACAGAUCACGCAUGGAAUUGCAUGAAAUGGAUAAAGACAGGUUUAAAAUUUCAUAUAUUGAUGAAGCUGCUGAUCCAUCAUGUUUGUGCUAGGU
Molecule: messenger RNA, 802 nt
Organism: Habropoda laboriosa
Lineage: Eukaryota; Metazoa; Arthropoda; Insecta; Hymenoptera; Apidae
Gene: RabX6
Product: ras-related protein Rab-6.2
Exons: 3
Coding region: 177-800 (207 amino acids)
Molecular function (GO): GTP binding; GTPase activity
Source: RefSeq, a predicted model, not a curated record